Myotis daubentonii (Daubenton's bat) is the source of this 9129-nucleotide messenger RNA. RefSeq names its product protein tyrosine phosphatase non-receptor type 11 (gene PTPN11). Gene Ontology annotation, cellular component: cytoplasm. Gene Ontology annotation, biological process: positive regulation of ERK1 and ERK2 cascade; protein dephosphorylation. NCBI's taxonomy places the organism in Eukaryota, Metazoa, Chordata, Mammalia, Chiroptera, Vespertilionidae. The record is from RefSeq and is a predicted model, not a curated record. Gene Ontology annotation, molecular function: cell adhesion molecule binding; non-membrane spanning protein tyrosine phosphatase activity; receptor tyrosine kinase binding.
ACGGGCGGGGGAGGAGGAGGAGCCAGCCGGGCUGGGGGGCGGCGGCACAGUCUCCGGGAUCCCCAGGCCUGGAGGGGGGUCUGCGCGCGGCCCGCUGGCUCUGCCCCCCCGCGUCCGGUCCCGAGCGGGCCUCCCUCGGGCCAUCCCGAUGGUGACCGGGCCCAGCGGCGCCUGAGCCAGGAGCGCGCCGGUCGCGGAGCCGGAGGGCGGGAGGAACAUGACAUCGCGGAGAUGGUUUCACCCAAAUAUCACUGGCGUGGAGGCCGAAAACCUACUGCUGACAAGAGGAGUUGAUGGCAGUUUUUUGGCAAGGCCCAGUAAAAGUAACCCAGGAGACUUCACACUUUCCGUUAGAAGAAAUGGAGCUGUCACCCACAUCAAGAUUCAGAACACUGGUGACUACUAUGACCUGUACGGAGGGGAGAAGUUUGCCACUUUGGCUGAGUUGGUUCAGUAUUACAUGGAGCAUCAUGGGCAAUUGAAAGAGAAGAAUGGAGAUGUUAUUGAGCUCAAAUAUCCGCUGAACUGUGCAGAUCCUACCUCUGAAAGGUGGUUUCAUGGACACCUCUCCGGGAAAGAAGCAGAGAAGUUAUUAACUGAGAAAGGAAAACAUGGUAGCUUUCUGGUACGAGAGAGCCAGAGCCACCCUGGAGAUUUUGUUCUCUCGGUCCGAACUGGUGAUGACAAGGGAGAGAGCAAUGAUGGCAAGUCCAAAGUGACCCACGUCAUGAUCCGCUGUCAGGAACUGAAAUAUGAUGUUGGCGGAGGAGAGCGGUUCGACUCUUUGACUGAUCUCGUGGAGCAUUAUAAGAAGAAUCCCAUGGUGGAAACAUUGGGCACAGUUCUACAGCUCAAGCAGCCCCUCAACACAACUCGUAUCAAUGCUGCUGAAAUAGAGAGCCGGGUUCGAGAACUAAGCAAAUUAGCCGAGACCACAGAUAAAGUCAAACAAGGCUUUUGGGAAGAAUUUGAGACACUACAGCAACAGGAGUGCAAACUUCUCUAUAGCCGAAAAGAGGGCCAGAGGCAAGAAAAUAAAAACAAAAACAGAUAUAAAAACAUCCUGCCCUUCGAUCAUACCAGGGUUGUUCUACAUGACGGUGACCCCAACGAGCCUGUGUCCGAUUACAUCAAUGCAAAUAUUAUCAUGCCUGAAUUUGAAACCAAGUGCAACAAUUCAAAGCCCAAAAAGAGUUAUAUUGCUACACAAGGCUGUCUGCAAAAUACGGUGAAUGACUUUUGGCGUAUGGUGUUUCAAGAGAACUCCCGAGUGAUUGUCAUGACAACGAAAGAAGUGGAGAGAGGAAAGAGUAAAUGUGUCAAAUACUGGCCCGAUGAGUUUGCUUUGAAAGAAUAUGGGGUCAUGCGUGUUAGGAACGUCAAAGAAAGCGCCGCUCAUGACUAUACGUUAAGAGAACUUAAACUGUCAAAGGUUGGACAAGCUCUACUCCAGGGGAAUACGGAGAGAACGGUCUGGCAAUACCACUUUCGGACCUGGCCUGACCACGGCGUGCCCAGUGACCCCGGGGGUGUGCUGGACUUCCUGGAGGAGGUGCACCAUAAGCAGGAGAGCAUCAUGGAUGCGGGGCCAGUGGUGGUGCACUGCAGCGCUGGAAUUGGCCGGACAGGGACGUUCAUUGUGAUUGAUAUCCUUAUUGACAUCAUCAGAGAGAAAGGUGUCGACUGUGACAUUGAUGUUCCCAAAACGAUUCAGAUGGUGCGAUCUCAGAGGUCAGGGAUGGUCCAGACAGAAGCACAGUACCGGUUCAUCUAUAUGGCCGUCCAGCAUUAUAUUGAAACACUACAACGCAGGAUUGAAGAAGAACAGAAAAGCAAGAGGAAAGGUCACGAGUAUACAAAUAUUAAAUAUUCCCUCACGGACCAGGCAGCUGGAGAUCAGAGCCCCCUCCCGCCUUGCACCCCAACUCCAUCCUGUGCGGAGAUGAGAGAAGAUAAUGCUCGAGUCUAUGAGAACGUGGGUCUGAUGCAGCAGCAGAAGAGCUUCAGAUGAGAAAACCCGCUGAAACUUCAGCACAGAAAUAGAGGUGGGCUUCACCCUCUCCAUGAAAAGAUCAAGAACAGAUGCAAGAAAGUUUAUGUGAAGAAUGAACUUGAACCUCGAAGGCUUGCUUUGUGGUCGACUCCCUUUUGAUGAACAGAAUCUGAAACCAUUUAAAGACCACUCCGUUCCAACUCAACACCACCCGAUUUCCAAUUGCUCAUUUCCUCAGAUAAGCAAUCAUCUCUACAGUGUAGACAGUGUUAUAUUUUAUAGAGUUUUAUUUUAAAUUGAGGAAGCAGUUAAAUUGUGCUCUGUACUUUGCAGAUGGUGGUGAUUCGAAUCCUAGUUAUUGGCAUUUUUCUUUCUUUUUAUAACCCUAACAAAUUUAAUUUUCCCCCCUCUUUGGGGGGGAUAAUGGGGCACUUGUUAGAUGAAAAAGUGGGGAAAUUAAGUGACAACAUCCUGUAGAAAUGAGAACAGUUUUAUUUAUCAUCAUUUGUCCAGUAAUGGGUAAUUCAUUUUGAUGGCCUCUUUUUUGGGGGGCUAAAUGACAAUUAGGCCAGUGCCCCAGACUUUCAGAACUUGACUCUCUUCCUUUGUAUUGCCUUUAAGAAAUCAUGGGGAAAAUCCUGGGAAUUUAGGAUCAAGGUGUGCUUUUUCUUAGCAGAUAACCAAUGACCAUUCAGCCUACUGUGGUGGGGAAAUGUUUGCCAUAUAUGUGUGUGUGUGUGUGUGUGUUGUUGUUUUUUCAUUUGAGUAUUGUCUUGUAUUUUGAAAAAAAUGCAUCUGUGGAUAACCAGUGUUUUGGUUUUCAAUUGUUGCUGAGAAACCACCCAAAACAUAGUGGUUUAAAAUGUCUCUUUAUUUGUUCCUGUCUAUUCUUCAGUCUGAUGGGGCUCAGCAUCUUUCUGGUGUCACUUGCUGGUGUCUCUCUUGCUGGUCGGCAGGUUGGCUGAGACGCUGGGUGGCUGGGCCCCUCUCUGUACACGCGGUCCUUGGGUCUCAUUCUCCACGUGUCUCUCCAUGUGGCCUCGACAGCAGGGUCGCUGGGCCUCUUCCGUGGCAGCUCAGAUCUCCCAAGAGUGUAAGGCAGUAGUGGCCAGGCCUUCUUACGACUUAACCACAGAACUGUCCAGCAUCACUUCUACUGCCCUCUGUUGAUUAGAGCAAGUCACAGGCCCGACCCAGAUUCAGGAAGAGGGGACUCCACCAGGGCAUGAAGUAGAGGUGUAGUUGAUUGGGGGUCCCCAGUGUAACUGUCAGAACCAGUACCGAGGAGCAAAACUAUUGUUAGUAGAAGUAGGAGUUGCUAGUGAGUGACCCUGGGAAGCUGCAGUGGCAUGUGUAAGCUGGAAGAGAGGGCCUUCCAGAAGCUUCCUGCACCAGUUCUGCGAGCCCUAGGCAUCUUUUCUGAAUCAUCACUUCUGGUCUUGUAAGGACGGAUGUGUCUAGGGGGCAGAGCAUUUGAAAGCACCAUCCCAUCACUGCGGCCUCUGCAGAGGGAGGUGAGUAGGAGCUCUCUUCCUGCUACUGGUAUCAUUCAGGCCUCCAUGCAUGUGUGCAGUCAGGCUGCCGGGAGCAGGAGCAUCCUAACCAGGCUGCGUGGCAGCUUGAAUCAGCAGUAGGAUUUGCUAACGUGCUACCUGAAGUGCCUUCUCUCAGAAACAUCCCUCUUUGGCCCAUGUGUUGAGUCGUUGUUCGGUGACUGUGUCUCAGUGACAGCCUCACUGGUUGACUCUGAAGAACAGAAAAUGCUGCUGCAGCAUUGCCAUGAGGCGUGGUUUCCUCUCUGGAACCCUCCUAACUUUUGCUCCUGAGAGGAAGGACUUGACCAGCCCUGGUUGUAGUUCCCGCCUGAGGUCUUGGCCUCCCUUGAAACCUUGAGAUCCUUUGGGCCGAGUGAUGGCUGCCAUUUUCACAGGCAAAAUGUGUAGUGUUCCUCCUCUAUCACCCCCUUCCCUGAUCCAUCGACCUUAGAAUUGCUUCAGAACACAAGUGUGGCCUGAAAGUGAUCACCUUAUGAGGAAUGUAAAUGACUACUGUCUCCUUGUCAAGCCUGCAGAGAGAUUCAAGUUCAGAUGGCAACAAGGACCUUGAAUCCUGUUCUUUUUAUCGCAUUGUCACAUUGAAUGGUUCUCCUUUUUUGCCUCGAUUUUAUGGAAAUGUUUUGACUUUGUUUAUUGCCAUUUUAAUUCUGUAUGUCUAGGUUUCUCUCUCUUCUUCUUCUCAUUACAGCAGUCCCUUUAGCAUUCUUGUAAUGCUGGGUUGGUGGGGAUGUAUUUCUUUAGCCUUUUUUUUUUUUGUCCGAGAAGCUCUUUAUUUGACUAUUUUUUUUUUAAAUUUAAAUUCUUUAUUGUUUAAAGUAUUACAUAUGUCUCCAUUUUCCCCCAUUGACCUGUCCCUGGCCGCUCCCACUCCCCAGCACAUGCCCUCACCCCCCUACUGUCUGUGUCCGUUGGUUAUGCUUAUAUGCAUGCAUACAAGUCCUUUGGUUGAUGUCUUACCCUUCCCCCUCCCACCCUCCUUUGCCUUCCCUCUGAGGAUGGUCUGUUUGAUGCUACUAUGUCUGUGGAUCUAUUUUUGUUCAUCUGUUUAUGUUGUUCAUUAUAUUCCAUAAAUGAGUGAGAUCACAUGAUAUUUAUCUUUCUCCAACUGGCUUAUUUUGCUUAGCAUAAUGCUCACCAGGUCCAUCCAUGCUGUUGCGAAUGGUAAGAGUGCUUUCUUUUUUACAGCUGUGUAGUAUUCCAUUGUGUAGAUGUACCACAGUUUUUUAAUCCACUCAUCUGCUGAUGGGCACUUAGGCAGUUUCCAAAUCUUAGCUAUGUAAAUUGUGCUGCUAUCAACAUAGGGGUGCAUAUAUUCUUUCUAAUUGGUGUUUCUGAUUUCUUCUCUAGAAGUGGGAUUAAUGGGUCAAAUGGGAGUUCCAUUUUUAAUUUUUUGAGGAAACUCCAUACUGUUUUCCAGAAUGGCUGCACCAGCCUGCAUUCCCACCAGCAGUGCACAAGGGAUCCUUUUUCUCCACAUCCUUGCCAGCAUUUGUCAUUUGUUGAUUUGUUGAUGAUAGUCAUUCUGACAGGUGUGAGAUGGUACCUCAAUGUCAUUUCAAUUUGCAUCUCUCAGAUGAUUAGUGACUUUCAGCAUGUUUUCAUAUGUUUCUUGGCCUUUUGUAUGUCCUCUUUCGAAAAGUGCCUAUUUAGAUCCUGUGCCCAUUUUUUGAUUGGAUUGUUUAUCUUCCUUUUGUUAAGUUGUGUGAGUUCCCUAUAAAUUUUGGAGAUUAAACCCUUAUUGGAUAUAACAUUGACGAAUAUGUUCUCUCAUGUAGUGGGCUCUCUUUUUGUUUUGUUGUGACCGUCUAUGUUGAAUGAUAGCCUUGCAGUAAUCUUGGUUUCAGAUCUUUGCUUUCCAUUACCUUGAGUACUUCAUGCCAUUUCCUUCUAGCCCAUAGAGUUUCUGAUGAGAAAUCAGGUGUCAGCCUUAUGGGAACUCCUUUGUAGAUAAUAGUUUGCUUUUCUCUUGCUGCUUUUAAGAUUCUCUCUUUUUCUUUAAUUUUUGGCAUAUUAAUUAUGAUGUGUCUGGGUGUAGACCCAUUUGGGUUCUUCUGGCUUGGGGUUCUUUGUGCCUCCUGUACUUGUGUGACUUUUUCUUUUACCAGGUUAGGGAAGUUUUCUGCCAUUAUUUCUUCAAACACGUUCACUAUCCCUUUUUCCCUUUCUGCCUCUUCUGGCACACCUGCUAUUCAAAUGUUGUUUUGUUUCAUGUUGUCCCAUAGCUCCCUUAAGUUAUCAUCCUGUUUUUUAAUUGUUUUUUCUUUUGGUUCUCUGAUUGAGUGAUUUUUUUUCAACCCUGUCUUCUAAUUCACUGAUUUGGUCCUCAGCUUCCCCUAAUCUGCUGUGUAUUCCUUCCAAUAUGUUUUGUAUUUGUGCUAUAUCAUUCUUUAUUUUACACUGUUCUUUUUUCAUAGUUACUAUAUCUUUUCUCAUGCUGUUGAGCACUUUUACCAUUAUUAUUCUGAUGUCUGUUUCAGAUAAGUUUUUUUUUUAAUCUCCAUUUCAUUUAUAUCUUCUUCUGGAAAAUUCUCUUGUUCUUUCAUUUGUGGGUUGUUUUUUUGUUUCCUCAUUUUGGCUGCCUGUUUGGGUUUGUGACUAGGUAUUAAGUAGAUCUGCUACACCUCUCAAUCUCUAGUGCAGGACAGUGUCAAAUGCUGUUUCUGACGAAUUAGAUCAAGCAAAGACUCAAAGCCUCCAGAGACCACCUCUGGCUACAGAUUGAUAGGCUUCCUCUUGAUCUGCCCUCAGGCAGUUGUACACAGGGCAAGAGUUUUUUUCCAACAGGGUGGGGUAAUUGUUGCUGCCUGGAGGCUAAUUGUUAUUCUCAGUCUUGUUAGGGACAAGGUGUUUUCCAAUAGGGUUGGUCAGCUGUCUUCCCCUCAGGCAGUGCGGCCUGUAUAGCAAUUGUCUGUGUGUGUGAGAAAGAUGACCUUUGUAGCAUGAGGGAAUGGUUCAGCACAGGAAACUGAGGUGUCUGCUUUCUGAGCUCUAACCCCAGAGCCCUGGAUCCUGGCUUCUGCUCACCCAGCUCCAGUCCACUCUGCUGUUCCUCUGUCAGAGCACAAGAUGGGUGGCUCCACCGGGAAUGUUAUUUGUUGGCCCUUUAAGAAGAUGCCUGAAUUUCCAACCAUCUCUCCCUGUCAGACAGCUACCCCACUGCUUUCACAGCCAUAUAUUAUGUGGGUACCCUUUUCAGUUCUGGUGCUCUCUGCUGGGGGGCCUACCUUGGGAAUUAGACCCCAGAGUUCUCAGUGGCAACCCCCCACAGCUGAGAUAUCUCCGGAACUUCAGCUGCUGUCUGUGGGGGCCCAGCCAGCCCUUUCGCGCCUCUGCCCCUCUUACCAGCCUCUAUGCAGUCUCCACUUUUGGUCCUUGGUUAUCAGGGUUCUCUCCAGCAAGUCUUCCAUUGAUUAUUCAGUAAGUUCUUCUGUAUUUUAGUUGUAAUUCCAGUUUGGACCUGGGAGCAUGUCUGUGAAGCAUCCACUUACUCCACCGCUAUUUUUUAAUCUCCAUGUUUUUGACUCUGGACUUUGGGGGCAAAGUCUCUCACCAGCAUACAAGGGUCUGAUUGUAUAAAUGUAUCCGCUACAUUAAGCCUCUGCCUGUAGCUUUCGAUCGGUGGUUUUUGCCCUUGGAACGGAAACACCAGAUCUUGGCUCGCUCUCUUCUGAUAUAGGACAUUGAUUUCAUUUAGAUUUCCCUCCACCAUGUCAGUAAACUAUCAUGUUAGGUCAGCUUUUGCCAGACAAGAUUAUGACAGUUCCGCGGUGCUAAGUUUUAUUGUGUUUGAUAAAAGGGGAUUAUUGCAGGUUCUCAGAUUUCUUUCUGUGGGAUGGAAUCAGGCAAGUGAAGAUGUGGGGAGUUCAGAGUGCAGGUUAAAAAUAAAAUAGUGGAAAUGGAAGUUCCAAAGAGGUGGUUUCUAGGAUGUCAAAGGGCCCAGGGCCACAGCAGUCAGUAAUAUUUGAAUCAGGUUACCCGGAAGAUAGGUGUGAGAGAGACAUGGAUGCGGUCAGCUUCGGGGUCGCUGGUAGACAUAAAAUUUGCACAAUAUCCCAUAGCUGGUUGAGUAUUUUAAAAUUAUAAGCAUAGGAUUUUAUAUUUGGGAUGAAGAAAUUAUCUGGUAUGUGCUACUUGGGUUUUUUUUUUAAAUGCCAAAUUUCAGUCUUAAUAACUUUUAUAAAAAAUAAAAACCUAAAGACACCUCAUAUCUACUGUGUGAUCCUCCUGAAAAUGAUGUUCAUCUAUUCUGUGGGAAUCAGUGGCUUUUCAAACGUGGUUGAGUGGGGUUGAGAAAAUAGAUGGAUGACUUUCUUGGCGUUUUGCAUUCUUUAAGGAGCCCAGUUGCGUUGGAAAAGCCAAGAAAAUCAUCAAGAUUAUUUUUAGGGGUGAUUGUACUGGGGAUUGUAAGAAUAAGAUAAGGUCUUGGGUUAUUUCUAGUUUAGGGGAAUGUGGAAAAGUAUUCAGUUGUGAAGUGCUUUGUUGUAGUUAAUUAAUCCAUAAGGGGAACGUAGACUGUAGAUGUAAGUGCAAACCCAGUGCAACUUUCUGUAUGUUGUUGGGGGAAUAAAGUUUUGGGGGAAUAAAGUUUUACAGAGCAAGCACAUCACCUCCCUGAUUUCACAAUGCCCGUAUUAGCCCUUAAUUUUGUUGAAGUCUUUUUCCCUCUUCCUCUUGAAAAACAAGUUCCAAAAUAUAGUGUAUUGAAUCUUCCAUCAUUAAAACGUUUGCUCUUUUUUCGCUACGAGCAGUUCACACAUGGCAAAGCUAUUAAACAGUUGGUUUUAGUGUGGUGUAUAACUUUGCUGUAUAUCAAACUAAUUUUUACAAGUUUUCAUCCCAAACCUCAAAUCAUGUAAUUAAUAAUUUGCCUGUCUUAUUUAUGACCUAAUUGUGAUUCUUUUAUUAAUAAAAGCUAAUGGAAAAGGAUCCUUUAUUAAGCUGAUGACUAGACCUACAUUUAAUUUUCCUGCAGUAUAUGAAGUAUUGUACCAGAGUAUUAAAAGAUAUGUAAUAUUUUAUUGAUAAAUCUAUCCUUUAAAAGGAAUACGUUUUAGGAUGUCAUCAUUCUGAUGUGAAUCAUGUAAAUGUUGAUAAUAUGCACUGUUUAUUAUACAUUUAGUGUUUCCAGAGAUUCACUUAAUUGCCUUUUUGCCCACGUAUUAUGCAGUCUAUUUGCAAUUGUUUUUAAAAAGUGACAUUAAAAGAAUAGUUUAUGUAGAGAAAUAUUAGUGGGUAUUAAUUGUCCCCCCACCUGUAUUUAUGGGUGUUAGUUCAACUGCUUUGCUAGCUGCAAAGCUGAAUUACCAGAGUACAAGUGUAUUUGUAAACUGUAUGGGAACUAAAAAUUAGGAAUAAAACCAUUUUCUUAUAUGAUGGUACUUGUCAUUUACUUCAUCAGACAUGUCCAAGAAGCACUGGGAUUACAGGCCACUUAGCCCUUUACACCAGCAAAAUGCUGACAGUCAGCAGCUCUUACCUAGAAGAUAAGUUGGAAUGUAGACUGAUUGCCAGGUCCUUGAGAUUUUAUUAAGUGCCUACUCUAUGUAUAGCUUUGGGAGACAGAAGGGGAAUUGUUGUUUU